UAAUGGGAAAGAACUGAAGUGAGAUGAAACAAUGAAUAACAAUUACUCUCGAAAAAUGCUGAUGAAAAUGAAGCAUAUUUCUCUCCGUCGCUUUGUCAUUUCCAGGUGUGUAAGGUUCUGAACAUCACGACUAUGAGCUGUUUGGCCCCCUCGCUGACAGCCGAGUACAGGCCGGGUUUGGAUUCAGUCAAGCACGCAGACGAGUUUGGCUUCAUCUUCAAUAAUGUGCAAGCUCUUCUAGUGUACAACAACACUAACUUCAUGUACUAUCCCAAUCCUUACUUUGAGCCUCUCAGCACCAAUGGCAUACUGGAACAGAAACCUGGCUCGCCUAUCAUUUUAAAGGGUAAAAAUCUGGUUCCUUCGGCCGCUGGAGGAGUGAAGCUUAAUUACACUGUUCUGAUAGGAGAGACUCCCUGUUCAGUCACAGUAUCUGAAUCUCAACUGCUGUGCGAACCACCAAACCUCACCGGCCAGUACAAAAUCAUGGUGCAGGUCGGUGGUCUGCAUGUGUCCCCUGGCUCAGUAAACAUUCUCUCUGACAGCCUCCUGACUCUUCCUGCCAUUGUCAGCAUCGCUGCCGGCGGCGGCCUCCUUCUCAUCAUCGUCAUCCUUGUGCUUAUUGCCUACAAGCGUAAAUCCCGCGAGAACGACCUCACACUCAAACGACUCCAGAUGCAAAUGGACAACCUGGAGUCCAGGGUCGCGCUGGAGUGCAAAGAAGCUUUUGCAGAACUGCAGACAGACAUUAAUGAGUUGACGAGUGAUCUGGACCGGGCCGGAAUUCCCUAUCUGGAUUACCGCACAUAUGCCAUGAGAGUGUUAUUCCCCGGCAUCGAGGACCAUCCUGUGCUCAGAGAGCUGGAGGUCUCUGGUAAUGGGCAGCUGUGCGUUGAAAAAGCUCUGAAGCUGUUUGCCCAGCUGAUAAACAACAAGGUGUUUUUGUUGACGUUCAUCCGUACGCUGGAAAUGCAGCGCUCCUUCUCCAUGCGUGACCGUGGCAAUGUGGCGUCGCUAAUAAUGACGGCUCUCCAGGGUCGACUGGAAUAUGCCACGGAUGUGCUCAAACACCUGCUGUCCGACCUCAUCGACAAGAACCUGGAGAGCAAGAACCAUCCCAAACUGCUUCUCAGGAGGACAGAGUCUGUUGCUGAGAAGAUGCUAACCAACUGGUUUGCUUUCCUGCUUCAUAAGUUCUUGAAGGAGUGUGCAGGUGAGCCUCUCUUCAUGCUGUAUUGUGCUAUAAAACAGCAGAUGGAAAAAGGCCCAAUAGACGCCAUCACUGGAGAAGCCCGAUACUCCCUCAGCGAGGACAAACUCAUCCGACAACAGAUUGACUACAAGACGCUGAUCUUAAACUGCGUCAACCCAGAGAACGAGAACAGCCCGGAGAUCCCAGUCAAGGUUCUGAACUGCGACACCAUCACGCAGGUCAAAGAGAAGAUUCUGGAUGCCGUCUAUAAGAACAUGCCGUAUUCACAGAGACCCAAAGCUGUGGACAUGGACCUGGAGUGGCGUCAGGGACGAAUGGCCCGAGUAGUCCUGCAGGAUGAAGACAUCACCACUAAGAUUGAAAAUGAUUGGAAGAGACUCAACACACUCAUGCACUAUCAGGUAUCAGAUCGCUGUGUGGUUGCUUUGGUGCCCAAGCAGACGUCCUCCUACAACAUUCCACCCACAACUAGCAUCUCUCGAACUUCUAUCAGUAGAUAUGACUCAUCAUUCCGGUACACAGGCAGUCCGGACAGCCUGCGCUCCCGUGCUCCUAUGAUCACCCCGGAUCUAGAGAGUGGAGUCAAAGUAUGGCACCUGGUGAAGAACCAUGAGCACGGAGACCAGAAGGAGGGUGACCGCGGCAGCAAGAUGGUGUCUGAGAUCUACCUCACUCGCCUGCUGGCCACUAAGGGUACACUGCAGAAAUUCGUGGAUGACCUGUUCGAGACUCUUUUCAGUACGGUGCACAGGGGCAGCGCGCUUCCAUUAGCUAUUAAAUACAUGUUUGACUUCCUGGAUGAACAAGCGGACAAGCACAGCAUUCAUGACACUGACGUCCGCCACACCUGGAAAAGCAACUGCCUUCCUCUGCGUUUCUGGGUGAAUGUGAUCAAGAAUCCCCAGUUUGUUUUUGACAUCCAUAAGAGCAGCAUCACUGAUGCGUGUCUGUCUGUGGUUGCUCAAACCUUCAUGGACUCGUGCUCCACAUCUGAACACAGAUUGGGCAAAGACUCGCCCUCUAAUAAGUUGCUUUAUGCUAAAGAUAUCCCCAACUACAAGAACUGGGUAGAAAGGUACUAUGCCGACAUCAGCAGGCUUCCAGCCAUCUCCGAUCAGGACAUGAACGCGUAUUUGGCUGAACAGGCACGACUGCACUCCAAUGAGUUUAACAUGCUCAGUGCCCUCAACGAGAUUUACUCCUACAUUAGCAAGUACAGCGAAGAGAUCACCGCUGCACUGGAACAGGACGAAACAGCGAAAAAACAACGAUUGGCCUACAAAGUGGAACAACUCAUUGCCGCCAUGUCACUGGAGAGCUGAAAGAAACACAAAGCUGCAACGAAGGACGAAAGACCUUCAAUUAGUCAAACCAUCAUCCAAAGCCUCUUCACACAAAAGAGAGAAACACUGGCUAGAGACUCGACACCAACAAUAACUUUGCUUUUUUUCUACACUUUUGUGAAGAAGUCACCUUUAAGACCAUUGGACAACUAUUUGAUGAAAGCAAGUCACAAGGCUUUGGAGUGGAAACUAUGGAGUUCUGUUUUCAGUUGUCUUUUAUUUUGGACAAGCAGCUUCCUGGAACUUUUUUUGUUUACCUGGAUUGUUGUUUUUUUCUUCCUUUAGUUCUUCUGGUUCAAUGUGCCUUGCAUUGAUUUACGUGAUGAAUGCAAGACAUCGAUACUUCCUCAAAAAUGUGCUUGCUAAAACCAUUUCAUGAGGAUUUGACUGAAGGAAACGGACAUCUACUGCCUCGCCAUUACCGUCCAGUUGAUGGCUUUUACUUCCAAAUUUUAUUUUUAUACAUGAGUGCUUUUUGAGUUUGUUUCAUUGAGUCAACUAGUAUAAUUCCUCAUUGUUGGUGUGGCAAAAGUUUAAGUCUCUUUCUUUCCUCGGAAAGCAGUGGCUGCUACCAACACAUGUGUGCAUGUCGACAUGCUAGUACAAACUUAGACUUUCGAUUCCAACUGGCCUGAGAGACCACAAGGCAUCGACAUUGUUUGGGAAAUAAUGACACGCCAACAAAAAGGGGGCCAAAGUUCGACCAGCAUGUCCCUAAUUCUCUUGGAUUGACCAGAAGCCAGUAUCAAACUGGAUGAACUCCGCCCUAUGGUCUCUCUAUGUGCAUAUGUCCUGGUUUCUAAAUGUAAGCGUAUGUGAAUGUACAAACAUUACUCUAUUUUGUCUUCGCAUUUUUGUUGCUUUUCUAAAACAGGAGUCAGUUGAGCUGAUCUCCUCAGCACGACGUCCUAAAGAACUGAAAAUCCCUCUCCAUAAUAGCGCUGCUUAGAUUAAAAUACGCAAGUGGCGACGAGUAGCACUUUCAGCUCAAAUGACAAAUGGAGAAACCCCACCUUCCCUUUCAAACAAAUGGACUCGCGUGAGAUCAUCUUACCAGAGAGUAUUAAUUAUUAUGUAUGGUCCAAUGUGUGUGUAGUCUGCAUGCAUUAUACAGUACCUCAUAUAAAGAAAAAAAUAGUCUCCUUUCCCAUUUACUCCUAUGUUUAAGUGCCAAGAGGUCACGUGAGUUCUGGAGGACUCAGAGCAAUGCCGAUGAUGUAAUAUACCAUGUCACUUCCUUGCUGUACACACCCGUCGGGAUAAAGUGCCAAAAGAUCACUUAUUUACCCACUUGUCGGUUGAUGCUUUAUUAAGGGAACGGACCCUGUAUACUGUAAAAAAAAAUAAUAAUAAAAAAUCUCUGGUUUAGAAGGUUCACUUGCAAAUUCAGGUACGAGAAGACCAUGAGCUUGGAUUGGUAUUGGUAAAUAUAAAGUAUUUGUAAAAUACUUUAGGUGUCUGGGAUCUUGAUUGCUUGAGUGGGUUCUUUCCAAUCUCUUUUAUUCCUCCGCCUGACAUGAAGUAUGUCAACAGAACGCAUGAACAAAAGACAACAUAGUUUUCAUUUAUUAUGCAUGAUGGCAGGUAGAGCUGUUUUUGAAGAUCAUCCAAACCAAAAUAGACAAGGUCAUCUUAGGUUCUUCUUAACUUCUCCUCAGCUCAGUUUAUAUGGUAAAAAUGCAGUAUCGGAUGUGAAGAAACGGACUGAAAAAGCUCAAAUGGCGCUUGUUGUUUUUCCCCCUGUGGCCUUAGAACAUUGAAUCUGUUGUUUCUAGUUCAUUUAAUCAACGACGUGUCAUUUUUCGUCGUCUUUGUUAGCGGUGUUUGAGACUAAUCAGAUAAAGAGAGGCAAUGUGAUGAUGGAGAAGGGUGGAAGAGGCAUGCCCUCGCCCAGACGAGUGCUGGGUGGUGUCUGCUGGAGUAUUUGAGAAGCAUAAGAAUGAGAUGGAGAGAGAGACAGACCCCUUUAGCUUCAGAUUCCUCCUGCUGCUUUGAAGCUCGCCUUUGAUCUCAACUAGUUUGUGCACAGUGUGAUCAGGAGAU
This is a messenger RNA of Carassius auratus (goldfish), 4599 nucleotides long. Its product is annotated as plexin-A2. Lineage: Eukaryota; Metazoa; Chordata; Actinopteri; Cypriniformes; Cyprinidae. Gene Ontology annotation, molecular function: semaphorin receptor activity. Gene Ontology annotation, biological process: regulation of cell migration; semaphorin-plexin signaling pathway. The transcript has 15 exons. The coding region runs from base 133 to 2535 and encodes 800 amino acids. The record is from RefSeq and is a predicted model, not a curated record. Gene Ontology annotation, cellular component: semaphorin receptor complex; plasma membrane.